Messenger RNA from Rangifer tarandus platyrhynchus (Svalbard reindeer), 348 nucleotides. Lineage: Eukaryota; Metazoa; Chordata; Mammalia; Artiodactyla; Cervidae. The record is from the annotation of a GenBank genome assembly.
GGAUGCAGGCGUGGCCACCCGGGCGCCUUGCCCCAGCUGAGACCAGAUCUACCCCCGUCCGUGCUCCAAGGAGAAAAACGGAUCUCUGCAACCAUCUCGGAUGCUUUCCAGCCGCCCAUCCACCGGCCUCUCCUCCUUCAGUCAGCCUGCAAAACUAGAGGCCCGUUUGCAAAAAAAAAAAAAAAAAAAAAAAAUACAGCGUGGAAAAGCCUCCACCGAGUUCCUACAAAGCCCAAGCUCUCCGAAUGGAUCCUUUGGUUUGUUUUUACUUUAACUGAUUUCAGUCUUUGGUCCUGCGCAAGCCGCUCUGCUGCUGAGAGAUUUAAAGGAAAAGUUCUGCGCCUUUAA